GCGCGACGCUGGGCACUGGCUGCUAGCGGGUUACGCGCCUCCGCUGGGCUGGGAUGCGCGGAUGAAGGCUGAGCUCUGCUGCCCGAGCUCCGCAACGCCCCAGGUCGGCCUUGCGCCUCGCAGCGCCGCGCCCACCCCGCCCCGCGGAGGGUGCGCCCUGGUCAGGCGAGGCCGAGAGGAAAAGGCGCCACUUGGAGCGUCGCAUCCUCUGUCAUCGCGGGAGGGAGUCGCAGAGCCCUUUGAGCCCCAUUCCUCUGGCGCCCAGGCGCUCCCUUCCCUAGACCACCUCGCGCCCGCCCCUAGCAGGGAGCCAAGGCCGGCGCCCCGCCCGGAGAUGGGCAGACGCGCAGAUGGCGCGGCUCCCGGCGGCGCCAGAUCUCAGGAACCCGGCGCCGGGGCGCUGCGCUGAGGCUCCCUCUUGGCGCGGCCCAGGAAGCCUGCAGGUGUCCUUGGCCAUUCGGCCACCGCCCGGGACACUCCGCCAGCACCCGGUGCCUGGCUCUUCAGAGCAGCCCCGCCCUCCAGGCUCUGCGCCGCGCAGGACGCCCCGUCUGAACCCCCCCUCGUCCCGGCGCGGCCCCCGCAGCGCUGCAUCCAGCCCGGCGCAGCUCCCGGCCACGGACGCAGGACCCAGGCUCGCUGCUGCGGGCGCGCUUGUUUUCCUGCCGCCUGGUCCUGAGCAACCCCCACCCGCUGGUCCGUCUCGCUCGACUCAACCCCGCCCGCCAUCGGUGCUCCGCGCUGGAUUUAUGAAUGGGGGGAACGGGCCACAUGCCCGCCACCGCCGCCUCGAGUUGACCGCACACUGCCCGGCCCCGCAGAGCUCUGGCUACCGUAGGAGCAUCCGCCCGGCCCCGGUAGCCGCUCCGAGGACUUGUUGCUGUUACGCUGCUGCCUCCGCCGCUGCCGCCGCCCGGAGAAACCCUGCCGCCUUCGGGCUCGCCGCGUUCUAGGAGCCAAAGGGUGGCCCGUGUGAGUGUGAGCGCGCGCGCCGCGGACCCUCGCAGUGCUCUGGGACUGUGCGCUUCUCUGCCUUUCUGGGGUCGGGGGGGCGUGUCCCCGGCCCAGAGCAUCCUUGUGCUUGCCCCUACCUCCUGGGACCCCGGACCCUUUGGUUUGAGUCCUCGACCCAGGUCUUCACCUCCUGCCUCCACUAGGUUCUGCCUGCCUAAAUCCCAACCACCUGUGCACCACAGAAAGCCAACUCUUCCUGCUCCGCGCCCCGGGGGGGUUGGGGGGGAGGCAGGGGCAGAGCCACUCCGCAGAAGGGGCCGCUACCACCUCCUGCCUCCUCCUCCUCCUCCACCUCCUCCUUGUCGUCUCCUCCCCCUCCCCGUUCUGACGCUGCCUCCUUGGGAAGGGUGUUUGGAGGGCAGCGGCCGCCCCAAGCCGGAGCCCCGCAGCGCUUCUUAUGAUCAGCUCGGUGUGUGUCUCCUCCUACCGCGGGCGCAAGUCGGGGAACAAGCCUCCGUCCAAAACAUGUCUGAAGGAGGAGAUGGCCAAGGGCGAGGCGUCGGAGAAGAUCAUCAUCAACGUGGGCGGCACGCGACAUGAGACCUACCGCAGCACCCUGCGCACCCUACCGGGCACCCGCCUUGCCUGGUUGGCGGAUCCCGACGGCGGGGGUCGGCCAGAGUCGGAUGGCGGCGGUGCAGGCAGCAGCGGCAGCAGCGGCGGCGGCGGCGGCGGCGGGGGCUGUGAGUUCUUCUUUGAUCGGCACCCGGGUGUUUUUGCCUAUGUGCUCAACUACUACCGUACGGGCAAGCUGCAUUGCCCCGCAGACGUCUGUGGGCCUCUCUUUGAGGAAGAGCUCACCUUCUGGGGUAUCGAUGAAACAGAUGUGGAACCCUGCUGCUGGAUGACCUACCGGCAGCACCGCGAUGCUGAGGAGGCACUGGACAUCUUCGAGAGCCCGGACGGGGGCGGGGGUGGCGCAGGGCCAGGCGACGAGGCUGGCGACGAUGAGCGGGAGUUGGCCUUGCAGCGCCUGGGCCCCCAUGAAGGAGGCUCUGGCCCUGGUGCUGGGUCCGGAGGGUGCCGUGGCUGGCAGCCCCGAAUGUGGGCGCUCUUCGAGGAUCCCUACUCAUCCCGGGCGGCCAGGGUGGUAGCCUUUGCCUCUCUCUUCUUCAUCUUGGUCUCCAUUACCACCUUCUGCCUGGAGACCCAUGAGGCCUUCAACAUUGACCGAAACGUGACGGAGAUUCAUCGGGUAGGGAAUAUCACCAGCGUGCGCUUCCGGCGGGAGGUAGAAACAGAGCCCAUUCUUACCUACAUCGAGGGUGUGUGCGUGAUGUGGUUCACUCUAGAGUUCCUGGUUCGCAUUGUGUGCUGCCCUGAUACGCUGGACUUUGUCAAGAACUUGCUCAACAUCAUCGACUUUGUGGCCAUCUUACCCUUUUACCUGGAGGUGGGAUUGAGUGGUUUGUCUUCCAAGGCAGCUCGCGAUGUGCUGGGUUUCCUGCGUGUGGUACGCUUUGUACGCAUCCUGCGGAUCUUCAAGCUCACACGCCACUUUGUGGGGCUGCGUGUGCUAGGCCACACUCUCCGGGCCAGCACUAAUGAGUUCCUGUUGCUUAUCAUCUUCUUGGCCCUGGGUGUGCUCAUCUUCGCCACCAUGAUCUAUUAUGCCGAGCGAAUUGGGGCCAGGCCAUCUGACCCACGGGGCAACGACCACACCGACUUCAAGAACAUCCCCAUCGGUUUCUGGUGGGCUGUGGUCACCAUGACAACGCUUGGCUAUGGGGACAUGUAUCCCAAGACGUGGUCAGGAAUGUUGGUGGGUGCGCUGUGUGCGCUGGCUGGUGUGCUGACCAUUGCCAUGCCCGUGCCUGUCAUCGUCAAUAACUUUGGUAUGUACUACUCCCUGGCUAUGGCCAAGCAGAAGCUGCCCAAGAAGCGAAAGAAGCACGUACCACGGCCACCCCAGCUCGAAUCGCCCAUUUACUGCAAGUCUGAGGAGACUUCACCCCGGGACAGCACCUACAGUGACACCAGCCCCCCUGCCCGGGAAGAGGGUGUGGUCGAGAGGAAACGGGCCGACUCUAAGCAGAAUGGCGAUGCUAAUGCGGUGCUGUCUGAUGAGGAGGGAGCUGGCCUCACUCAGCCCUUGGCCUUGGCCCCCACCCCUGAAGAGCGUCGGGCCCUGAGACGCUCAGGCACGCGGGACAGAAACAAGAAGGCAGCUGCCUGCUUCCUGCUCAGUGCUGGGGACUAUGCCUGUGCUGAUGGCAGUGUCCGGAAAGGCUGUGAAAAGUCCCGGAGUCUAAACAACAUAGCUGGAGCAGCAGGAACCAGUCUGGGGCUGUCUCCACUGGCAUCGCGGUACAGUUCGCCCUAUCCUCCAAGAAAGCUCCUGCUCUCGCCCCCCUUCCACCCUCUCACCAGCCCCCCACCUGGCCACUCAGGUCCUUAGCCACACCCACGGCCUUCCUCAGUUCUAACACGGGGAUGCACAUCUAAACUGGCAUGUUUACAUGCCACCCCAGCCUCUAUCCCUCCUGAGGUCUGAGAGAACAACAGACAGGAACUUCUGUCAGGAUGGAGAGUUUGAGUCCCUGAGCCAGACCUACACAGCACCAGGCUCCCGCAGAUGUUCAGCUAUGGAGCCUGAGUGCAAGGAAGAGAUACUCACAGGGCUCCUCCCUCAUAGCCAGUCUCCUGAACCACCGGUGCUCACACACUCAGGACCUGCAUCUCUGGGUUUCGCCCCCAGUUAAGGAGCUUGUAGGCCUUGCUGUGGUACAUGGAGUUUCUGGAGCUACUCAUGCUUGCCUGCGACUCAUACCUACAUUUGUAUUCUAAUCACAGACAUUUCAUUUGCAUUCCUUAUGGCCUUUAACUAAUAACCAAACAGCAUGUCUGUCUGUCUGUCUGUCUGACUAACCACCCCAUACCAAGAUCAGCAGGUAACAAGGCUGUCUCGUGGGGCAUCUCUGCUGGUGUAAAGGACAUGUGGCUGCUUAGAACAGCCACACCUGUGGCUAGAGCCACCGUGAGAAUGGGACCUGGUGUUUUCCAGCUGUGACAUGGGGCACAGGUGGGAGUUCCUAGAAUCCAAGCCACAGGCUUGGUGCAAGCCCUGGGCAGGGUGUCUAGGUGCAGGGAGGCCCUCCUCCCUGGGGCCUGUGCCCAGAUUCAGCGGGUGACACCCUGCGGCCCACCCAGCAUCCCAUCUGUGCCCCGCGCCGCAGCAUCUCUCCAUACUGCUUCCUCUUGCUUCCGCGACAGUUUGCUCCCUCUCACGCUCCCUCAGAUUCCCAGCCCUGCCUCUGAGUCACCUGCCACUCCCACCCAGCCUCUGCUCUGUAUUCCUGCCAGAACCAGAGACUCAUCUAAUUUCUAUAAUUAAGUGUAUUCAUUUACCUAACGAGCCCGGGAGCACAACAGGUUUGUGAGUCAUUGGGUGAGCAGGGGUACACCUUGCACAGGGCCAGCUGAGGGGAAGUGAGGAGACAGAAGCUAUCCCGCCCACACCUGCCACUGGCCACACCUGCUCCCAAUAAGCCCCCUCCUCAGCCUGGGGCUAAAGAACAAAAGCCACAGCCAUGAUGUUUCCUGUUUCACCUGAUGGGAAUUGACCUGACAGCAGGGCCACGUGCCUGGCAAUUUUAGAGUCAGGUUAUGCAACUUUGAAAAGGGAACAACUAAAGAAGGCCCAUAUUUGCUCCCUCCAGGGUAAUCAAGAGAUCUGGUGAAAUAGCUUUAGGGACCUGGCAGGAGACUGGGACCAAGGAGGGCAACUCAAAAGGUGGCUCAGGCUUAAGUGUAAGAUUGUUUCCUGUGGUCAGCGUGCAAAGCAUGUGGCAAACAUGUCUGUCAGCACUGAGUAAACACUGGAUGACCCUCUGAAAAGGUCUGUUAGAGCAGGCCCUGGGAUACUCCACUCGAGCUGUGCUCUAUAGGGCCUGCCUGCUGCUACUUGCUUUCAGAGUGAUGUGUCUUCUGAGAUACGGAGAUACAGAGAGGGGUUGUGGGCAGGGAAGCCUGUGGGGUAGGGUACGAUGCUAAGUCGAAAUGCAGCUCCUUGUAGCAGCAGGUUCACCCCACCCGGAAGGGCUCCUGGCCCUAGGAGACUGUGGUCCGACAGAGACAUGAUGAGCCAGGUGUCCAGUUUAGCGGUACCACAGCUAUUUUCUCUGACUUGCUGUUCUGGUUCGGGGAGCUAAGGCAGCUAUUUCUGUGGCAGCCCUCAAGUUGUCAGGAGCCCAAGUUUCCACGGCACCCACCGCCUCCUCCCCUCUUCCCUCCUACAGGGAUGGGCAUGCUCAUAGCACCCCUGUGGGGGGCACAGAUGUCCCUGGGCAACACAGUGCGUCUGCCAGGCUGAAGCCCCCAGUGCUUUGUUGGAGGGAUGGGCUCCUAUACGUGCCCUUCCCCCCAUCUCCUGGCUCAACAGGGAAGAGACAGGGACCCACUUAGUGGCAGAACUAGGUAUGUUAUCUGCCCUCGUGCUUGCCCAGGGUCCUAGGAAAGAAGGAAUGCAUCAUGGACAUAACCUCCAUAUAUACUAGUCCCCAGCCUAAGAGGUACAGUACAGCCUCAGGCCCAUCCAGGCCUUGAAUCUUCUUCACUAGCAGAAAAGUCUGUCCCACCCAGAGUCUGAGGACACAGUUAACAUUUCCUUGGGGCAGACUUGGAAUUGGAUCUGUUGCUUUGGCUUCUAGAAACUUGGCCCUGUAGCUGGGGGCCGGGCCCCUUCUUAAAGGGCAAGCAGGCAGCCCAGGAACGAACUCCUAGCCUUACCUUCCAGUCUGUGCCAGUACUACUGACAACCCUAGAGUUAGCUUCACAGCUCAACCUUUAAGACAGGUGGCUGUGACAGACCACCAGUGGGAAGGCAACUGUUCAACUACAGCUAGGGGGAUGGUGAGUACUGGCUCAGGCUGCCAUUCACAAAGUAUCUAAGCAAGAAGGGCUCUGGUCAGUUUCCCUCAGAAGCACCAUACCUAGUGAGUUAUGUAGGUUAGAUAGAUUCCAGAUAAAGACUCCUAGAAAGAAUCCAACUAGCAGGACCCCAAGGACAGAGAGCAUAGAAACCAUUGACAAAAGCCAAAAGCCACCCAAGGCCAUUCUCUGCCCAAUGCAUCUUAGGGUGACCUGUAUGUAGAGUACCCAAAGUCACUCCCCUUUUCCUUGUGAGUAGAGACCAAUAGCUGGGUAGUUUUGGAUGUACAUGGACAGAUCACUGUUAGGAAAACAGAGCAAAGGGUAGCUAGGUCUUAUCCUCUGAGUUAAGUCAUCCCCUUGUGGUUUCCUGAGGGAUACAACUCAGAGGCAGGAACCGUAAAAGGCUAAGGGGCAGCGUUUAAGGAGGAGAGUUGGGGCCAGAGUCUUAAGGAGAUGGUAACAGGUCACUCUGAGAUGAAAACAUGGUUUUAGCAGAAAAAAAAAAAAAGUUUUUAACAUGCCAGGAAACCCCAGAGUUGAAUGUCAAGUAACAUGUCCACCUUUAACUGUAAACCUAUUAGCUAUAGUAGUCAGUCUGGGAGGCUGAAACUUCCACCAUACUAUUAGCCCAGUCUCCCUAGCUAUCUAGCUAGUGCUACCUCUGGAAAAUAGGCAAAGACACAAGCCUCGGAUCUCGGAUAUCUGAGGCUGAGGUUGUGGGUUUUCUUAGUAGGACGCUGUGUGCCAGUGUGGCAUAUGCCCUCUGCACAUCCCCCCACCAUGCCCCAGGACUCUAUUAUCACUUUGAGGUCGGGGGCUGGGUGUGACAUGGCUCCACACUCUAGAGACAUCUUCACUUGCUGCUUGGGAUAGUGGGAUUGUCCAUGGUGGUGAGGGCAGAUGGAGCUCUUUGGGGGUAGUGCACAAAUUGAGUAGAGACAAGCUGGAGUGGUCGUCCAUAAGCCAUAGUCCACAUCAGGGAUUCCCCACCACCACCAUACCUCUCUGCUCAGCUAUGUAGAGUGUGCUAUGGUUCCUCUCCCUGCUGCAUUAGAACUCUGAAGGCUGGAGAUGGUAUUAGUUCUUGGAAAUGGUUACCCGAGCUUCAGCAUCCUCUGGGUCUCCAUGGCCUGGAGGUGGGAUGGCAGAGGAGAAAUGAAGGGCUCACUUCACUCCUGUACCACCCCAGCUCUUCCUUGCCUCUUAGCCCUGGGUUCCCUAUGCCUUCCAGUUCUGUUCUUGGCUGUUCCUAAGUCCACAGCCUGUGGGUCAGAGGCUGCCUGGCUUCCUUCUAACGUCUCUGUUUUUUUGUUUCUCCUUUUCUUUUGCUGAACCCUUUACCCCGCACCCCCGCCAGAAGGCAAUGUUGAGCCGAAAGCGUGCGUCCCAGUGUCUCACACCUGUGCUCUUUAAACACAGAGACCUGCCAAGACGCCCUCUCGUCCAACUAUGCCCACGCUGAAGUCCUCACCCUCUCUUAGAGUGGCGCCAACGUGAGAAAGACAGACAGACAGACAGACAGAAAGCCAGAGGCUUAGGAAAACUCUGGAACCCAGGCACGAAUCUUUUGCUGGGAAAGACUCAGAUAUCCUUGUUUGCACAAGACUGGUGGAAAAACCUCCCAUGCGACUCUCAGGGCCCAGAGCCAUCUGGGUCUGAUACUCUGUUCUACUGUACAUUGAAGAGACAUAUAUGCACAUAUAGUAUCUAUAUUCAUACAUACUAUAUACUCUUGUGUGUAGUGCACGUGCUACUGGUGGUCUGUCUUCAUCGUUAGGCUAUGUCUCCCAAGUCCUCUUCCCACCCUGUUUCCCCUCCUCCCUUCCUUCAUGGAUUGUUUCUUCUGACCACGUGUAUGGGAUAUCCCAGGAAAUGUGUCCCUGGGACCUGCCCCUCCAGCUGGGUGGUCCCAGGCUGCUCUCACUUGGGGAUGUUUCCCCUGCCAGCAGGUGGCCUGUUGAAGUCAGUUGAAGGCAAGAUUGCCCUCCGGGGUCACUGCUUCACUAGCCCAACCCCACCCCAGAUUGGGGUUCUACCUCCCACCCCACACCCCAGUUUGUGGGGCAUUUCUAGGGGCUCUUUUGCAGCCUCUGUCACUCCUUCCAAUGCCCCUUCUGUGUCUGUGAUAGGGGGAAUUUCAUUUCUUUUGUGUGUCUCCUUUGUCCAUUUCUUUUCAAAGAUGCUGCUGGGCAGAUGGAAGGGGAUCUGUUUGCCCAUCUGGCUCAGGGGUCUGAGAAGGGGACACCUCGGGCGAGAGGAGACCAGUUGCAAUACUGUACUUCCUGGCCAGUGGCCAGAGGAUGCGUGCAAUAGCAGAGGCCGGGUGACCCCUUCAGCCUUGGCCUCUGCCCCUCCCUCAGCCCUUCCUGCCCAUCCUUGGUAUUGGUCAGUCCUUUUCUAAAGCUGUCCUCUUGUGUGUGUGUCUGAGGCACGCCUAGGCUGGGCCCACUGUGCCCUGUCUGCAUGCCCUCAACUGUCAUGCUGUGCUCGAGUACCAAUAAAGACAUCCGAGUGUCCUGCUGCUCCUCUGAGAGCA
This is a messenger RNA of Mus musculus (house mouse), 8422 nucleotides long. It is a transcript of the gene Kcnc4, whose product is annotated as potassium voltage gated channel, Shaw-related subfamily, member 4. Gene Ontology annotation, biological process: monoatomic ion transport; regulation of postsynaptic membrane potential; potassium ion transport. Gene Ontology annotation, molecular function: monoatomic ion channel activity; voltage-gated potassium channel activity. Gene Ontology annotation, cellular component: voltage-gated potassium channel complex; axon terminus; membrane. The record is from RefSeq and is a predicted model, not a curated record. The transcript has 4 exons. NCBI's taxonomy places the organism in Eukaryota, Metazoa, Chordata, Mammalia, Rodentia, Muridae. Bases 1412 to 3412 code for a protein of 666 amino acids.